CGCGCCUCCACAGGGGAAGAUGGCGGCGGCGGCCCCGGCGCCCACGGCUUCGGCCGCGGCCGUCCCUACCGAGUGGAUCAAGAACUGGGAGAAAUCAGGGAAAAGCGAAUUUCUGCAAUUAUGCCGCACUCUAAGUGAGAAUAAAAGCCAUGAAAAUAUGACUUUUGGAGAAAUCCAGCAGGCUCUCUAUGAACUUGCAUAUCAUGUCAUCAAAGGAAAUCUAAAGCAUGAUCAAGCUUCUAAUGUCCUGAAUGACAUUAUUGAAUUUCGUGAUGACAUGCCCUCCAUUUUAGCUGAUGUAUUCUGCAUAUUAGAUAUAGAAACGAGUUGUUUAGAAGAAAAAAGCAAGAGAGAUCAGUUCACACAGUUGGUGUUAGCGUGUUUGUACUUAGUUUCAGACACAGUUCUAAAGGAGCGACUGGAUCCAGAAACAUUGGAAUCAUUAGGGCUUAUCAAGCAAUCGCAGCAGUUCAAUCAAAAAUCUGUAAAAAUCAAGACAAAACUUUUUUAUAAGCAGCAGAAAUUCAAUUUGUUAAGGGAAGAGAAUGAAGGUUAUGCAAAGCUGAUUGCUGAACUGGGGCAAGAUUUAUCUGGAAAUGUUACUAGUGAUUUAAUCUUAGAAAAUAUAAAAUCAUUAAUAGGAUGCUUUAAUCUGGACCCCAACAGAGUUUUGGAUGUCAUUUUAGAGGUCUAUGAAUGCAGGCCAGAAUAUGAUGAAUUCUUUGUACCUUUAAUAGAGUCCUACAUGUAUAUGUGUGAACCUCAAACACUGUGUCAUAUUCUUGGGUUCAAAUUUAAGUUUUACCAGGAACCAAAUGGAGAGACCCCAUCAUCUUUGUACAGAGUUGCUGCUGUACUCCUACAACAUCAUCUUAUAGAUUUAGAAGAUCUUUAUGUACAUCUUCUUCCAGUGGAUAAUGCCAUUCUUGAAGAACACAAACGAGAGAUUGUAGAAGCUAAACAAAUUGUUCGGAAACUUACCAUGGUUGUACUGUCUUCUGAAAAGACUGAAGAGAAAGACAAAGACAAAGAGAAAGAAGAGGAGAAGACAGAAAAGCCACCUGAUAACCAGAAACUUGGUUUACUGGAAGCUCUGCUUAAGAUUGGUGAUUGGCACCAUGCCCAGAGCAUUAUGGAUCAGAUGCCUCCAUUUUAUGCCACUUCACACAAGCCAAUAGCUAUUGCUCUCUGCCAGCUUAUACAUGUAACUGUUGAACCUCUCUACCGAAGAGUUGGAGUACCAAAGGGUGCUAAAGGAUCACCAAUAGCAUCUUUACAAAACAAAAGAGCACCAAAGCAAGCAGAGAAUUUUGAAGAUUUGAGGAAAGAAGUGUUCAAUAUGCUUUGUCACCUUGGCCCUCACCUGUCUCAUGAUCCCAUUUUAUUUGCAAAAGUCGUGCGCUUGGGGAAAGCAUUUAUGAAAGAGGUUGGAUCGGCGAAGAAACAUGUCAGCGAUGACAGAAUGGUUCAGUUUCAGUCUGAUGGGAGUAAGCAAGAAGAUAAAGAGAAAAUGGAAAUUUUGUUUAGUUGUUUGCUUAGUAUUACUGACCAGGUGCUACUUCCAUCUCUUACUUUGAUGGACUGCAAUGCUUGUAUGUCUGAGGAACUCUGGGGGAUGUUUAAGACAUUUCCAUAUCAGUAUAGGUAUCGUCUAUAUGGCCAGUGGAAAAAUGAAACCUACAAUAGCCACCCACUGCUCGUAAAAGUUAAAGCUCAGACAAUAGACAGAGCCAAAUAUAUAAUGAAGCGCCUAACUAAGGAAAAUGUGAAACCUUCUGGAAGACAAAUUGGAAAGUUGAGCCACAGUAAUCCAACCAUUUUAUUCGAUUAUAUUUUAUCCCAGAUACAAAAAUACGAUAACUUAAUUACACCAGUAGUAGAUUCUUUGAAAUACCUCACUUCGUUGAACUAUGAUGUCCUGGCUUAUUGCAUUAUUGAAGCUCUGGCUAAUCCGGAGAAAGAGAGAAUGAAACAUGAUGACACAACUAUCUCAAGUUGGCUUCAAAGUUUAGCUAGUUUCUGUGGUGCAGUUUUUCGUAAAUAUCCAAUUGAGCUUGCCGGUCUUCUUCAGUACGUGGCAAAUCAGCUAAAAGCCGGGAAAAGCUUCGACCUGCUUAUUUUGAAGGAGGUGGUCCAAAAAAUGGCUGGGAUUGAGAUUACGGAAGAAAUGACAAUGGAGCAACUAGAAGCCAUGACUGGUGGGGAACAAUUAAAAGCGGAGGGUGGCUACUUUGGACAAAUUCGGAACACUAAGAAGUCCUCCCAGAGGUUAAAAGAUGCAUUACUGGAUCAUGACCUUGCCCUUCCUUUGUGCUUGCUUAUGGCUCAACAGAGGAAUGGGGUUAUCUUUCAGGAAGGAGGGGAGAAACACUUGAAGUUAGUGGGAAAGCUUUAUGACCAGUGUCAUGAUACUCUGGUGCAGUUUGGUGGAUUUUUAGCAUCCAAUCUCAGCACAGAAGAUUACAUAAAGCGAGUGCCUUCGAUUGAUGUGCUGUGUAAUGACUUCCAUACACCCCAUGAUGCUGCAUUUUUCCUGUCACGGCCUAUGUACGCACACCAUAUUUCAUCAAAAUAUGAUGAACUGAAAAAAGCUGAAAAGGGAAGCAAGCAGCAGCAUAAAGUUCAUAAAUACAUCACAUCAUGUGAGCUUGUGAUGGCUCCUGUCCACGAAGCGGUGAUCUCCUUGCACCUUCCUAAAGUUUGGGAUGACAUCAGUCCUCAGUUCUACGCUACGUUCUGGUCAUUAACAAUGUACGACCUUGCGGUGCCCCAUAAUAGUUAUGAAAGAGAGGUCAAUAAGCUCAAAAUCCAGAUGAAAGCUAUCGAUGACAAUCAGGAAAUGCCUCCAAAUAAAAAGAAAAAAGAGAAGGAGCGUUGUACUGCCCUUCAGGACAAGCUUCUUGAAGAAGAAAAGAAACAAAUGGAGCACGUACAAAGGGUUUUACAGAGAUUAAAACUGGAAAAGGAUAACUGGCUUCUAGCAAAGUCUACAAAAAAUGAGACCAUCACAAAAUUUCUACAGUUGUGUAUAUUUCCUCGUUGCAUUUUUUCAGCAAUUGAUGCUGUUUACUGUGCUCGUUUUGUAGAAUUGGUGCAUCAACAGAAAACCCCUAACUUUUCCACCCUUCUGUGUUAUGAUCGAGUUUUCUCUGAUAUAAUUUACACAGUUGCAAGCUGUACUGAAAAUGAAGCUAGUCGAUAUGGCAGGUUUUUGUGCUGUAUGUUAGAGACUGUCACUAGGUGGCAUAGUGAUAGGACGAUAUAUGAAAAGGAAUGUGGCAACUAUCCAGGUUUCUUAACCAUAUUACGAGCAACUGGAUUUGAUGGGGGAAACAAAGCUGAUCAAUUAGACUAUGAAAAUUUUCGACACGUUGUUCACAAGUGGCACUAUAAAUUAACCAAGGCAUCUGUACACUGCCUUGAAACUGGUGAAUACACCCACAUCAGAAAUAUCCUGAUAGUGCUGACCAAAAUCCUUCCUUGGUAUCCGAAAGUUUUGAAUCUGGGGCAGGCUUUGGAAAGAAGAGUACACAAAAUCUGCCAAGAAGAAAAGGAGAAGAGGCCUGAUUUAUAUGCAUUGGCUAUGGGCUACUCUGGGCAGUUGAAAAGUAGAAAGCCGUACAUGGUACCUGAAAAUGAGUUCCACCACAAAGACCCUCCUCCAAGGAAUGCGGUUGCUGCCACUGUUCAAAAUGGACCAGGUGGUGUUGGGCUGCCGGCAUCACUCACUAUAAAUGCAGCUAAACUGGAAGAAAGCACUGCUGAGGAGACCGAUAAAUUGAAGGAGAAAUCUCAGGGUGCUAUAAAAGUUGUUAAUAAAGCUGCCAGUGCAACCCCAAAAGUGACUACUAGCAAUGGAAACAGUGCUUCUAACAGCAAAGUUAUCAAAGAAAAUGACAAAGAAAAAAGUGGGAAAGAAAAAGAGAAAGAGAAAAAAGAAAAGACUCCAGCUGGCACUCCAGAGGCCAAGGCACUUGGUAAAGAUGGGAAAGAAAAACCAAAGGAAGAACGGGCAAACAAAGAUGAAAAAGCAAGAGACACCAAGGAAAAAACCCCAAAGUCUGACAAAGAGAAGGAAAAAAUAAAGAAGGACGAAAAAAGUUCUAAAGAUGAAAAAUCGAAGACCAUUGCUGCCAAUCCCGAAUCCAAAUCAGCUGUAGAAAAGGAGAAAGAGAAGGAGCCAUCCAGAGAAAGAGAUGUAACGAAGGAAACAAAAUCCAAGGAAAACAUUAAAGGAGGAGAAAAGAUAGCAGUUGCUGGGUCCUUGAAGUCACCUGUUCCCCGGUCAGAAGCGUCAGAGUCUGAAAGGGAACAAAAACGCCGCAAACUUGAUACCCACUCUUCUCCGUCACAUUCCUCAACAGUAAAGGACAACAAUCUCAGCGAACUCAAGGAGCCUUCAGCAAAGCACUACAUUAACCACACUACUCCAAUACUGUCCAAGAGUAAGGAGAGAGAAGUGGACAAGAAAGAUUUGGACAAGUCAAGGGAAAGAUCCAGAGAAAGAGAAAAGAAAGAUGAAAAGGACAGGAAAGAACGGAAAAGGGAUCAUUCAAACAGUGACCGUGAGGUACCACAGGACUCUACAAAGAGGCGUAAAGAGGAAAACGGAACAACUGGUGCUUCCAAACACAGUAAAAGUGAAAGUCCUUCCGAUUCCCCUCGUUCAAAUGAGAAGGAAAAGGAUAAAAAUAAGUCAAAGUCUUCGGGCAAAGAGAAAAGCGAUUCAAUCAAAACAGAAAAGAUGGAGAAAAGUUCUUCUGGUAGCAAAAAGGAAUCGAGGCAUGAUAAAGAAAAAACAGAGAAAAAGGAGAAACGGGACAGUGCUGGAGGGAAGGAAGAAAAGAAACAUCAUAAGUCUUCAGACAAGCAUAGAUAAUGAUGACUUUCAAGGUGAGGUUGAAAUGGAAAGAUAUUCAGCUGUGACCAGAAAUGUAUUUUCCUGAGUAGAUUGCACAGAGAUUUGUGAAUGAAGAGGACCCAUCUGCAUCUCCUUAAAUUAUUCAGUUCUCUGCUUUAUUUUCCCCAUGCUGAAAACUUGUUGAGUUGUGCAUUACUGUAUUUUAACUUGUUGCUUAGUUUCUUACACAUUUAUUUUCAGUACAUGGCUGAAAGUGUUACCUAUUCCAUAUUUUUGAGCACAAUGUGCUGCAAACAAACAGUUGCCAUAGAGCAAAUGAGGAGGUUACAUGUGUACAGAGUUCCACUUUAGGUUAUCUAAAUACUGCCUGGGUUUAGUAAUUCUUUUGACCUGAAAUGCAUUCUUUUUAAAUGUUCAAAACCACAAAUAAACAGUUAUUGAACCAUUUUGAAUUUACCUCAUUUAAAGUCAGUUUUUAUUUAUUACUUGGCCUGUUUUUAAUAUCAGUGACUAAAAAUCAAGUGGGAGCACUGUUUCAUGCAAUGCUUAGGAAUUAUUUGUAUAUUAUGUGUCCAACAUUCAGAUCUGUUUUAAAAAUGAGAAAGUCCCUGCACUCGACUGUCCCUUGCCACAUCUUAUUGUUUUGUCAUGAUGUUUUUAGAAGAACUGGGAAAAAAAAACUCCUCAAACUGAAAUUAAUUAGGUUUCAAUUCUACAGCUACAGGAGCUUUGUAUCGCUGAACUUUAGUCUGAGAAGUUUCACAAUGACAUUUUUAAAAAGAAAAAUUUUUUUAUCUGCUGAUUCUACCAGUGUAACCUUUUUUCUAAAUAAACAAUAGUUUUCUCAAUGGGUCGUAAA
Molecule: messenger RNA, 5720 nt
Organism: Ornithorhynchus anatinus (platypus)
Lineage: Eukaryota; Metazoa; Chordata; Mammalia; Monotremata; Ornithorhynchidae
Gene: THOC2
Product: THO complex 2
Exons: 40
Coding region: 20-4879 (1619 amino acids)
Biological process (GO): mRNA export from nucleus; mRNA processing
Cellular component (GO): THO complex part of transcription export complex
Molecular function (GO): mRNA binding
Source: RefSeq, a predicted model, not a curated record